This is a messenger RNA of Sphaeramia orbicularis (orbiculate cardinalfish), 5722 nucleotides long. It is a transcript of the gene malrd1, whose product is annotated as MAM and LDL receptor class A domain containing 1. Gene Ontology annotation, molecular function: protein binding. Bases 1 to 5463 code for a protein of 1820 amino acids. The transcript is spliced from 33 exons. Gene Ontology annotation, cellular component: membrane. The record is from RefSeq and is a predicted model, not a curated record. NCBI's taxonomy places the organism in Eukaryota, Metazoa, Chordata, Actinopteri, Kurtiformes, Apogonidae.
AUGAGGAUUCUGCCGGGCUCGGGGUGGCGGCUGCUGGCCUUCUGUCUGCUGGUGUUCGCCCCUGCGUCUGUUCGAGGCUGUUUAUCCCAGGAGUUCAGCUGUGGCCAGGGGUUAUGUUUACCCAACGACUGUGUGUGUGACUUCACCGAUAACUGUGGAGAUGGCAGCGAUGAAAGAGACUGUUCUAGAUAUAAGCGUUGUGACUUUGAGGAGGGGUUCUGUGAGCUGAUCGGGACCUCAGAAACCACAUCUGAAUGGACCAGAACCAUUGAGGUCCCAGGACUCAAACAUGACCACAAUAAACAGUCAGCACAUUUCCUGUCCCUGUUGUCUGUCAGAGGAAACAGAACCACCGCUGAUUUAAAGGGUCCCAUCUUCCAGCCCAGUCAGACAUGUCAGAUGAGUUUCUACUAUUACACUGCGGCAAAGCAUGGAGAUCUCCAGGUCCUGAUCCAAACUCAUCCACUGGAUCAGAGCAGAUCAGUGUGGAAAUACCCACAGCCACAGGAGAAGACAUGGCAGCAGGCAGUGGUUCAGUUUUCCAGUAAUUACAGUUUUCAGGUGGUCAUUCGAGGAGAACAUUCAGCUGACAGCGAAGCCUCUGAGGUCCUGGCCAUUGAUGACCUAUCCUUCAGUCCCGGCUGCGAGACCGUGCCUGAGAGCAGUGUGGCCCCGCCAGCUGACUGCCUCCCCCCAUGGUUUUCCUGUGGCGGUGGAGAGUGUAUAGAGGAAAGCAAAGUGUGUGACUUUACCCCAGACUGUCCCCACGGAGAAGAUGAAGCCAGCUGCCCUUCUAAGUGUGACUUCGAGGCUGGUUCUUGUGGCUGGUAUGAGCUCACCCUUGGAGAUGGCUUUGACUGGGUCAGGGGCUCAUCUAUGCAGGUACCGCCAGACUACUACGGCCGCCCGCCGCCCCCAGACCACUCCACCAACAGCACCGAGGGCCACUUCAUGUUUAUAUUAAAAAACAGUAGCAGUCUUUAUCCAACGGCUGUUCUCAGGGGACCGUGGUUUCAACAAUCGGCGUCUGGAUGCACCCUCAGCUUCUGGCAUUAUAACUCUGGUAUCUCUGUGGGGACUGCUAAUAUGUACCUACGCAUUAAAGGAGUUCAUAACAACACGAUCAUCUGGAGAACUUUGUACGACCAGGGACCCAAGUGGAACUAUGUCACGGUUCAGCUGGGACGCAUCACUUGGCCCUUUCAGAUCGCUUUGGCUAAAAUCAGCCUGGGUGUGUUUGAUGGUGUAUCUGCCAUGGAUGAUAUCAGCUUCAAGAACUGUUCAAUGCCCCCCGCAGUGGAGGUGUGCCCCCCCAACACGCAUUUUCACUGCAUACAUACUAAGGCAUGUGUGGAGCACUCACAACGCUGUGACCUGGUAGAUGACUGUGGGGAUGGAUCGGAUGAGGAAGGAUGCUCUCCAGAACUUCAGUGUAACUUUGAACACGGACUCUGCAGCUGGAAACAAGAGCAGAGUGGAGGAGAUGUAUUUGACUGGACUCGCAUCCAAGGCCCCACUCCGUCGUUUCACACAGGACCCUGGAAAGACCACACAUUAGGCACCAGCUAUGGCCACUACCUCUACAUCGAAUCAUCCGUCCCCCAGGAAUUCAAGGACACGGCUGUGUUACUGAGCCGAGCCUUCCAGCCCACCCACCGCCGUGCUGAGGACCCGUCCAGAGCCCGCCACCCCUGUGUUUUCCGCUUCCAUUACCACAUGUUUGGCUCCCAUGUGUUCUGCCUGGCGGUCUACCUCAGGACCACUGCUACAGGCCGCGGCCAGAUGCUGUGGGUACGCUAUGGAGACCAAGGAAACCUGUGGCACAGGAAAACACUUUACCUCAACAGUGCUCGGCCUUUCCAGAUUUUGAUUGAAGGUACAGUUGGAGAUGAUUUCAACGGUGAUAUUGCCAUCGAUGACCUUUCCUUCUUACACUGUGACCCAUAUGACGGAGAGCUUCCUACAGCAAAUAGCACAACGCCCACAGUGACCACUCCACCUCCCACAGUUCAGCCCCACAGCUGCCCCGAUGGACAGUUUGGAUGUGAAACCCACGGGGAGUGUAUUCCCCACAGCAAAGUAUGUGACUUCAGGCAGGACUGCACUGAUGGCUCAGAUGAAGCGAACUGCGUGAAGGAACUGUGUGACUUUGAAGGUGGUGACACCUGUGGUUGGCAGAGUGCUGACCCCUCUCUGGUGCCGAUCCAUGCAUUUCGUUGGGCACCAGACCAGGGAGAAAGCAUCCAUGAUGGAGAGCAGUACCACCGCCCUAUUAAUGACCACACACUAGGCAGCCCUGAAGGUUGGUACAUGUGUGCAGACAGUUCAAAUGGUGGCUAUGGUCACACCACCGACCUCCAGACACCUGUCAUCUCCUCCACUGGACCUCAGUGCACCCUGAUCUUCUGGUAUCACAUGAGUGGAUUUACUGUGGGGUCACUGCAGGUGCUGCAGAAGUAUGGAAAUAUAACCCAUGAGGUUUGGUCUCAGACUGGUAACCAAGGCAACAAAUGGAGGCGUGGGGAAGUGUUUAUAGGUUUAUCCAGUAACUUCCAGGUUGUAUUCAGAGCUAAGCGAGGCAUUAGCUACAUGGGUGAUGUGGUGAUAGAUGAUGUCCUCUUCCUUCACUGCUCCCCUCUGCUGCCGUCAGACCAACCAUGUACACCAGAUGAAUUUGCCUGUGCCAACGGCCACUGCAUCCCCCAAGAAAACCUGUGUGAUUUCAUCAACCACUGUGGGGACAACUCUGAUGAAGACCCCUACAUCUGCAAGGGCUUUAACGGAUGCUGUAGUUUCGAGUUUGACCUCUGUUCCUGGCGCCAGAGUCAACAAGAUAACUUUGAUUGGCUGAUCAAAGCGGGAAGUACUCCGACAAUUGGCACAGGGCCAUCAAGUGACCACACGCUGAGAGACCCUUCAGGCCACUACCUUUACUUGGAGAGCUCCUUCCCGCAGGCAGCUGGAGACGUCGCCCGAAUAACAGGACCGAUGCUCAGUCACAGGAGCAAACUCUGCAAGAUGCGUUUCUACUUUCACAUGUCUGGAGAAGGAAUCGGGACCCUCAGUGCAUUCAUACUAAGUAAAGGACAAAUCCAUCUCCUGCUGAACCUGACGGGGGAUCAAGGAAACUACUGGCAGAUGAGGGAGAUCCCGCUGAGCUCCACGGGCGACUUCCAGGUCAUGUUUGAGGGCAAGGUGGGCCGAAAUCCAAAGGGCGACAUCUGCCUGGAUGACAUCACCUUUUCUCCAGGAUGUCUGCUCGCUUCCUCAGGUGGAGUAGAGGACACCACGCCCCCGCCGUCUGCAGAUUCUUGUCCUUCAGGCUUUCUGCCUUGUGGAAAUGGCCGAUGUUUCACUCCAGGGCAGAGCUGUGACUUCAAAGAUGACUGCGGCGAUGGCACCGAUGAAAAGGAUUGUGGGACUUCCUGCUCUUUUGAGGAUGGCCGCUGUGGAUGGAAGAGCUCCCUGGCUGAUAAUUUUGAUUGGACGCUGGGUACAGGAUCUUUCCAAAGAAUACGGCCGCCAUAUGACCACACUUUACAGGACGAAAACGGUCAUUUUGUCUAUCUUGAAGCUACACCAGUGGGAUUGAAAGGUGAUAAAGCUCAUAUCAGGAGCUCCGUGUGGAAAGAGUCAAGUGCUAUCUGCAAGCUCUCCUUCUGGUACUAUAUUUCUCACAAGGCUUCGGGAACAAUUCGCCUGCUGAUCAAGACGGAGAAUGAUUUGUGGGAGAUGUGGAACAAAACGGGGCAUCAAGGGAACAAAUGGAACCGAGCUGAGAUCCCCCUGCGAAAGCUGAGGAACUUUGAGGUGAUAUUUGAGGGGAUCCGUUCGAGGGAUGUGAGCGGAGGAGCCGCCCUGGAUGACCUGGAGUUUAUAGACUGUGCCCCACCUGCAAAACCUGUGAGUUGCCCUGCUGUCACAGACUUUUUGUGCCACAGCGGCCAUUGCAUCGAGUCCCACCUGGUGUGCGACAACAAGGCAGACUGCGCUGAUGGGUCCGACGAGAUAGACUGCGAUCAUGUAGUUCAGUCGCCAGGAUCCUGCAAUUUCAACCUGGAAGGGAGCCAAUGGGAGGAUAGGUGCCAGCUUUCUCAGGACACUAAUGCUGACUUUUACUGGACGAUCAGUGACCAGACAAACACACCAGGAACCGGACCUCCUUCUGAUCACAGUCCCAGUGGUGGAGGGAAGUACCUGUACAUACACUCAGCCGUUCAGAGGGAAGGGGACGUUGCCAAGGUGAUGACCAGGAAGUCACUACCAGCCAGCAUCGGCCUGUGUCACCUGCGCUUCUGGUACUACAUGUACGGAUCUGAUAGGAUGGGAACGCUGAAGGUUUAUACUGUUGGUCCCAGUGGCAUUCCUCUGCUGAUGUGGGCAGCCACUGGUAACCAUGGCAACCAGUGGACAUAUGCCAAUGUCAUCCUGUCAAACCCGGCACCUUUCAGAGUGACUUUCCAGGCCGAGGUGGGCGGAGACAUAUGGACAGACAUCGCCCUGGACGACAUCUCCUACACUGCAGAGUGCAUGGUCGGAGGACCGGUAACUCCUCAGCCUCUGACCUGCACUGUGGACCAGUUCCAGUGUAAAUACUCAUUCCAGUGCAUCUCAGAGAGCUGGUGGUGUGACGGAGAACUGGACUGUGUGGACCGGUCAGAUGAAGAGUACUGUCCCACCGUGGUACCUGGGACCCUUCCCCCUCAGGACCGCUGUCCCACCGGAUAUUUCCAGUGUUCAAAUGAUGUCUGCUUGCCCUCCAUACUGCGCUGUGAUGAAGUACCCGACUGCCCAGCGGGAGAGGAUGAGUACAACUGCCCUCUGCUGCAGUGUGAAGUGGGAGAACUGGUGUGUGAAGGUUCGCCCGGUUGUAUCCCAUUUCAGAAGCGCUGUGACCAAACUGCCGACUGUCAGCCUUUCCACUCCGAUGAGUCCAGCUGCCAUGAUUGUCCUGUGAUGUAUUGUAUGGAUCACGGCUCUUGCCAUGUGGACAGACAUGGGCCUGUGUGCAUGUGUAAUCAAGGAUGGACUGGAAAUCGCUGCCACGUGAGAGAGAAACCCCCUCUGUCCACCCCAGCACCCAAACCUGAGGACACCAAUCUAGAUGCUGUGUACACUGGCAUCGCCAUCGGUCUGCUGCUGCUGACAGCUGGAGUCACUGUCUGCAUUCUGGCUUUAUGUAAGAAAAAGUGCUGCUUAAUAAAGCCCAACAUGAUGGACUACGGCAUGAUGGAUGACCCCGCCUUGGACUUGAGAGCAGAGCCGCUGCCGCUGGAUGAAAGGCCCGGCGUUAACCCCAGCAGAAGCGCCGCUGGCCGGGGGCUUUCCAUUAGCGUCUAUCCCUGGAGGAGGGAGGUGGAGCAGACUAUGACCUGGAAAGAUUCCAAGCUGUCCUUUGCCAAUCCAUUGUACAACUCCCCUUCUGAUGCUAAUGCUGCUGACUGCAAAAGUUCCGAAGCAUGAAAAUGAUGGACUUAACUUAUUGAUACUGCAGUAGAUCUGGAUCAAGCAGUGUGUGCAAAUACUCAGUGAUUUCCCUUGACUUGCAUCAACUUAGUACCAAACAGAGGAGACCAUAACAAUAACAUGAAGGAAACUUUGGGCAUUUUGUAAUGAUGUAUUUAAAGGUACAGUGAAGUAUUUAGGGGGAUCUGCAACAGUCACAACGACAAAACUAAGAUUGGUUGUAUUUUCAUGAUUUUAGAAUGAGUUGUGUAUAUCC